CUCGAGGCAUUUCACGUUCUCUUCGCCAAGCUGCCACGUCGACCCCUUUGCCCUUUCCUCACCGGACACCGUUUCCGCUUCCCCCCUUCUCAUACGUUAGUUGACCCUAACAGCAAAAAGGGCCGACCACUUUCUUCUCCAUUUACCCUUAACCCUACCGAUCCACCUGCCGAAGCGAACGAUCUCGCGGUCACCCUCACCCCUUCUCUGCCACCGCCGUCAUGAACGCCUUCCGGUUCGCCGGCGACAUGUCCCACCUCUUCAGCGUCCUCCUCCUCCUCCUCAAGAUCUAUGCCACCAAGUCUUGCUCAGGGAUCUCGCUGAGGACGCAGGAGCUUUACGCGCUGGUGUUCUUGACCCGCUACCUGGAUCUCUUCACCUACGUCGUGUCCGUGUACAACACUUUGAUGAAGAUCGUCUUCAUUUCUAGCUCCAUCGCCAUCGUCUGGUGCAUGAGGUUUCACCCCGUGGUGCGGCGGACAUACGACAAGGAGCAGGACACAUUUCGGCAUUACCUCCUCGUUGGUGUCAGUUUGGUCCUCGCGCUGCUUUUCCACGAACGAUUCACGAUCCGCGAGGUAUUUUGGGUGUUUUCCAUAUUUUUAGAAGCGGUUGCAAUUCUUCCUCAAUUGAUUUUGCUUCAAAGAAGCAGAAAUGUGGAUAAUUUGACUAGCCAAUAUGUCUUAUUCCUCGGGGCUUAUCGUGCAUUUUAUAUUCUCAACUGGAUUUAUCGCUAUGUCACAGAAGACGAUUACAGUGCCUGGAUUGCUUGGAUUGCUGGUGUUGUCCAGACAGGUCUCUAUGCUGAUUUCUUCUACUAUUAUUUCAUAAGCUGGAAAAACAAUGCGAAGCUUCAACUCCCUGCUUGAACCAGGUGCGGAAGCAGAUUAUACAAUCUUCAACAUAGUAAAUAUUUUAGAUCUGAGUUUACUUACAAAAUACUUGAAGCUUGAAGAUCUGCUAUCAGACGUCGAAAAUUUUGGACCAUGGUCCAUUAUCAAACUGUCAUACUGAUGCGACUAGAGAUUGUAAAGCUCUUGUUAUUUUACUGUUUUUGUCAUUUGUCGAAGCAUAGUGCUCAAAAGCUAACAGAUCACUGAUUGAUAUGCCUAGUUCAGUGAUUUCUGUACCUAUGGCUGUUGUCAUCAGAAAGAGUUACGACAGCAGAUUCUAAUACAAAUUAGCAUGGUAUGAUCA
Musa acuminata AAA Group (dessert banana) is the source of this 1197-nucleotide messenger RNA. Its product is annotated as ER lumen protein-retaining receptor A. Gene Ontology annotation, biological process: protein retention in ER lumen; endoplasmic reticulum to Golgi vesicle-mediated transport. The transcript is spliced from 6 exons. The coding region runs from base 222 to 869 and encodes 215 amino acids. The record is from RefSeq and is a predicted model, not a curated record. Gene Ontology annotation, cellular component: endoplasmic reticulum; membrane; cis-Golgi network. NCBI's taxonomy places the organism in Eukaryota, Viridiplantae, Streptophyta, Magnoliopsida, Zingiberales, Musaceae. Gene Ontology annotation, molecular function: ER lumen protein retrieval receptor activity.